Messenger RNA from Alligator mississippiensis (American alligator), 7113 nucleotides. It is a transcript of the gene NECTIN1, whose product is annotated as nectin cell adhesion molecule 1. The transcript is spliced from 6 exons. Gene Ontology annotation, biological process: heterophilic cell-cell adhesion; protein localization to cell junction; homophilic cell-cell adhesion. NCBI's taxonomy places the organism in Eukaryota, Metazoa, Chordata, Crocodylia, Alligatoridae. Gene Ontology annotation, cellular component: adherens junction. Bases 333 to 1871 code for a protein of 512 amino acids. The record is from RefSeq and is a predicted model, not a curated record.
GCGCGGCUGUGCCCGGCUGCGCGGGGCGGGCGCGGCGCUACAUUGUUGCACAGCCCAGCCCAGCCCGGCGGAGCGGAGCGGACCCGACCCGAUGCCGCCGGGAGCUCGGCGCUGAGCAUGGGGCGCUGCGUCCCGCCGCCCGCGGGCACCGCCUGAGCCCGGGCAGCGCGGGCUGGGAGCCGCCGCGGCACCCCGGAGCAUGAGCGGCUGCAGGGAGCCGCGGCGCUGAUCGCCCAGGGAGCGCGCGCCUCUCCCCGCCUGCCUCCGCCCUCCGGGCCGCUCCUCGGUGCAGCGCGGCCGGGGCUGGCGGGGCGGCCGGCCCCGCUCCUCUGAUGGCUCCCGCGCUGCCGGCGCCGGGCUGGACUGUCCGCGUCUGCUUGCUGGCGGCCUCGCUCUUCCCAGGGCUGCAAGCUCAGACUGUCCUGGUCAAUGACACCGUCUCGGGCUUCAUCGGGACGGACGUGGUCCUGCACUGCAGCUUCACCAACCCACUGCCCAACGUGAAGAUCACGCAGGUGACGUGGCAGAAAGCCACCAACGGCUCCAAGCAGAACGUGGCCAUCUACAACCCCGCCAUGGGCGUCUCCAUCCUCUCUCCCUACAAGGGCCGUGUCAAAUUCCUGAACCCCUCCUUCCAGGAUGGCACCAUCCAGCUGUUCCGGCUGCAGCUGGACGACGAAGGCGUCUACAUCUGCGAGUUCGCCACCUUCCCCACCGGCAACCGGGAAAGUCAGCUCAACCUCACCGUGCUGGCCAAGCCCAACAACUGGAUGGAGGGUACCACGCGGCCCCUCAUCGCCCGGGUCGGCAUGACGGAGAAGAUCCUGGUGGCCACCUGCACCUCCUCCAACGGGAAGCCUCCCAGCAGCGUGACCUGGGACACCACGCUCAAGGGAGCGGCCGAGUUCCAGGAGAUCCGCAACACCAACGGCACCGUCACGGUGAUCAGCCGGUACCGCCUCGUGCCCAGCCGCGAGGCCCAUCGCCAGCAGCUCAUGUGCAUCGUCAACUACCAGCUGGACCGCUUCACCGACAGCAUCACCCUCAACGUGCAGUAUGAGCCGGAGGUCACCAUUGAGGGCUUUGACGGCAACUGGUUCCUGAACCGCAAGGACGUGAAGCUGACGUGCAAAUCUGACGCCAACCCUCCUGCCACCAGCUACCAAUGGAAGCUGCUGAAUGGGUCGCUGCCCGAAAACGUGGAGAUCCAGAACAACACGCUCUUCUUCAAAGGCCCCGUCUCCCACAGCCUGGCUGGGACGUACAUCUGUGAGGCCACCAACACCAUCGGCACACGGUCGGGCCUGGUGGAAGUCAAUGUCACAGAAUUCCCCUCCACCCCGCCUCCGAGCAAUGACCGCAAAUCCGUGGCCCAGCCCAGCCUGCCCACGGCUGUGAUUGGGGGCGUGGUGGGCGGCGUCUCCCUGGUCCUGGCGGUGGCCGUGGUGCUCUUUGUGUUGCUCCGGCGCCGGCGUCACACCUUCAAGGGCGACUACAGCACCAAGAAGCACGUGUACGGCAACGGCUACAGCAAGGCCGGCAUCCCGCAGCACCACCCGCCCAUGGCGCAGAACCUGCAGUACCCCGACGACUCGGACGACGAGAAGAAACCGGGGCCGCUGGGCGGGAGCAGCUACGAUGACGAGGACGAGGACGCCGGCGGUGGCGAGCGCAAGGCGGGCGGCGCCAACAAGUACGAGGACGACUCCAAGCGGCCGUACUUCACGGUGGACGAGGGCGAGCCGCACACGGAGCCCUACGACGAAAGGACACUCGGCUUCCAGUACGACCCCGAGCAGCUGGACAUAGCCGAGAACAUGGUCUCCCAGAACGACGGAUCUUUUAUUUCCAAAAAAGAGUGGUACGUGUAGCUCGCCCCCCACCCUCUCCUUGACCCCACGCGUACACACACACACACAUGCACGCCCGCACGCACGCUCCCCUCACCCCAGCGGGGCCCUGCCGCGCACCUCCCGACCCCCGUACCGGGCCGAGGGGCGCGGGGACACACCUGGCACGCACGCCCGCGCGCACACCAACGCCGCCGCCCGGCCCGAGGGACCUCCACAGAGACUUGAGCACCUGCCACUAACUCGGAGGCAUCGGGAAGGGAUGAGGGGGGGCUGGUCGCUUUGCUUAAUUGAUCAUUUUGGGGAGGGGGUCCUGGUUUUUUUUGUUUUGGGGGGGUUUUGUUUUUUUGGAUUUUUUUGUUUUUUUGUUUUUUGUUGUGUUUUUUUUACUUUCUUCAAGGCCUUUUGUCCCCUUUCUGUGGUGUUUGUAUUGAUCAGUGGCUUAGGUGUUACUCUUUGCUUUAAACUACUACUGGGCAACCUUGUAUAUUAUCCCCCGUUUGUGUCCUUCAAGUGUCUCUCAAGUGUCCCUUGAGCCCCACUGGGCCCUGAAACGUGGCCUCUCGCUUCCACGCCCCCUUCCCCGAAACACUGGAUUUGUUUGUACGUUGUCUUCUUACUUGUGGGGGGGAAGGAAGUCACGGGAGAGCCAAGCGUGCCGGAGGGCAAAAGCACAAAGCAGCGAAGACCGAGAUGCCACUCGAGAGGUUGACGUUGAUAUUUUCAUUUGGUUCCUUUAGAGGGGGUUUGGGGGGCAUUUCUGUUUGGUUUUUGGUGGCGUUUCCAUUGCCCGCAACACACCUGAGAAGAUCCAUACGCAGCUGGGAACGCGUAAUAAGUCCAUCGGUCCUAAUCAAAGGAAAUUAAAAAAGCCAAACUCCCCCCUCCCUAUCACCACCCCAGGUGCAUGAGCUGAUAGCGAUGUGGGGAAAUGGAGCUGCCGUUCUCCUAUGAUUGUAUCAUUGUAUUUUUCCAUUUGUUUUAGUGGUUAGAAGCAAAACAAAGGACGGGCAGCCCAGGCGCGUGCAAUGUUUUUAUCGCUUAUAUUAUUAUUUGGGUUUUUUGCAGUCUUUUCAAAUGGUGCAGGGGGUUUGUACCAGCCAGCGAGAGGUUUGCUCUCCUGGCUUCCACGUGUGGGGUCUCCAGCACCCCGUGCCCCUGCCCUCCGGCCUGGCGUCACGGAGCCCCCAGGCCGUGAUCCAAGUGCCUUCGUAUGCGACGGGAGUCUCGGGGUGGACUUCGGCAGGCAUUGGAUCGGGGCUGUGGUCUGCACGCUGCAAGGGCUCUGCCAUCACCCCUUUUCCCCCUUCCCUUCGGUGGGACACGGCGCUGCCGUCCGUGUCUCCAUCAGUCACCACCCCUGCUCUCAAGGCCGUGCCUGGAUCUGCUUGGGUUGGCCCUUUCAUGGGCCGGUCUCAGCAGACAGGCAGGGGCUGUGUGGGCUUCUGCGCUGGGCUCACCUCCCGGCAGCCGGGGUGUGAUGGGGUAGCGCAGAGUGCUGCUAACUGUGGAUAAAUAGGACCCCAGGCCCCAGGGCUGUCAGUCUGACACUGGCCUUUCACCAAGACAAGCUUCACCGGGGCUUUUCUUCCCCCCAUUUUAUUAAAUGUAUAAAUGAAUGUGUUGUGUGAAAAGAUGUCCACUUCCCAAGGCGUGUUACAGGGAGCAGGGGACCCUCUCCUCCCGCACCACUCCAGGCCACGGGGAUCACCGAGCACCGGGAGAAGGUGAUCCUCUAGCAUCAGCCAGGCUUCACAUCCUGGUCCUUGGGACCGUGGCACCCGGCUCCUCCCACAAGGGCCCGAGGCAGAUCAAAUCAAAGCUGAGCAGAGCCAUCUGGUAGUCCUCUCUUCUUGCUGUGGGUAGACCGAAAAGAGUGCCCCUGGCUCUCCUGCUCCCAGUGGGAUGGCCAAGUGCCAUGAGGAAGGCUCUUCUCAGCAUGUUUCCAUACCUGCUGGGAUCAGGACAUCCCCAAUACCUCAGGAGGAGAGGUUCUCAUAGGAGACCCUGCCUCUAACCCUGAGCAUGUCCGUCCAUGGCUGGUGGCCGAAUGUGGCCUCUGGGCCAUUGUAACACACCACGAGGCCAAAGACUGCCCUUGCUUCCAUCCAGGAAGACCCACAGACCUCAGGGUAUGGGUCUUGGGGUCUCAUUUCCUUUUCCUUCCUGUACUACUGAGCAACUGCCUGAGAAAAGGAAAUGGAAACCCCCACAUCCCCCCUGACAAGGUGCCCGUUAUGUGGGGUGCUGCAGAUCAGCAACUCUUGAGGCCACCGAGGCCCCCUCCAGCUCGGCCUGUUGUGCUUAGGGAUGGGGAAUCGCUCGUCCGGGGAGGGUCUAAUGCAGCCCAUCUCAGCAACAGGCUGCAUUAGAGUCUCCAGGGGCUACGACACUGUGCCCCAGUGCUCCCAUUUCCCUCUCCAGUCCCCUCCUAAGCAGCUAUCCCGGUUACCCGAGGUCUGUUAGGGUUAGACCCUUGUCCUGCAGAUGAGAGCUCAGUUUACAGCCAUGAUGCUUCUGUUUCUGAGUGCUAGGAAGCCUGCUAGGUAGGGCCAGCUAGAUCCAGGGGAGGGUAGGAAGCAAAGGCAGCACAGGCGAGCUUAUUCACGGACAGACCAGUGGCUCUGGAGGGCAGAUAUAUGGUGGGGGUUAGUUGGCAGGUGAUACGCUGCACCCAUGGGUGCUCAGACUUGCCAUCUCCUCUGGGUCAGGGCUCCAUGGCUCCCCUGCCCUCCUCACCGAUUCAUUUUCCUGAGCACGCAAAAACCAAAAGGGAAGGAAGGACACCAUUCCUGCACAGGUCCUUGGUUGCUGGGCCCACCCAGUACAGCCCCCGACUUGAGACAUCCACAGUCCCGCUGCUCUUUCUGGAGCCAGUUAAUUAGCAGUGCAGCUCUUGGGGGACCCUCGUUAGCAUGGCCCACUGAUUCCCUGUAGCAAGGCAGAAGGAGCCUCGUGAAAAAUGAUCCAUUGGCAAUUUGUCUGAGAGCUGCUACUACAUGGGACAAAACCCCUGCCUGGGGUAAGCACAUCCAGCCUCAUGCAGGUGGGGGCCAAACCACAGCAAUCCACGAGAAGCUGACACAGGCUGCUGUAGGGAAGCCAUACACACCCUGGGGCUGGCGGGGGAUGUAGCUCUUGACCUCUAGCUUUGCACCCCUUGCUUUGCAAAGUGCCUCUGGGAUUUGGGCACCUGGCUCCUACUCAUGGGGUGGGCUAUGUUUCAGCCUCAUGAGCUCAGCCAGGCCUGGUUCUGUAGGGACGGUGGAAGGUCCUUCCCCAGGGCCUGUCCUGUCAGGCUGAUCUGGGAGGGGAUCCCAGGACACCACCUCCCCAAGCGCUUGCUGCUGGCACGGGGUACAGGGAGUCCAGCCAGGGUGCAUGGCCACGCAUAGACAGGAAUCCCCUUGCUAAAGAGAAACCUUGAUCACCGAGCAGCAGGGUCCUUUCAGCCCAUCAGGACACAUGCCAUGGGGAGAAGGAUGGUAAAAUCUAAGCCAUUUCCCCUGCCCCAUGCACAGUGAUCUGCACUGAGUGCAAGCCUCUGCCUUGAGACUCUUGCAUUGUCCAUGUGAGGAUGUCCCAGCUGCCUUCCCGUCGUAGUUAGCUCUCACAGUUCAUCCUGACGCUGCUGUUUCCCCUGAGCUAAUCAGAUUUUUUUCCCCACUCCUUUUUGCAAAUCAUUUUUGUUCAGCUGGGGGGAGGAGGGGAGAGAAACCUGAAGGUUUGCAAAAGCAGCAAGCCAACCAGCCCAGCCGCCAGAGCUGAACGGAUGACAGAGAGGAGAAAAACAAGGCAGCCAUUGCCUGGUGGCUUGGGAAUAGAGCCAGGGAAGGGGCCUGCCCAUGGUUAGAGAAGGGAACAGCAUUAAGGGGGAGCAUGUACUCAUCACACACAUGCUCCACCUGGAAGCCAGGAAGGCAGAGGGGGGUCUCUGCGUGUCUCCCCACAGCCUAAUGAGUGCAGAAGUAGGCAGGCGCAUUGCAUGCCAGCAGCAGAUCCUUAACCAGGCUCCAUUCAGUGGAGUAGAUGUUCUCAGAGUCCCGAGUUUCCCCCCAAGAGUAGGUGUUGUAGCAAGAGCCGGCUGGGGCGCUGCCUAGCGCAUCUCCAGCCCAAGCAAUAGGGCACACUUGGCUUGUAGAGAAAUGCACUGCCACCCCGGCUGGAUCGGCCUGCAGGCACUGUUGGGAGCAAUGGAGAAAGGCUGUGGAAGCACAGACUUUCUCCAGCCCCAGGCUCCUAUGGCACGGGGCUGGGGGCAUUGCCAGCACUGUGUGCGCCGAUGCCUGCUCUUUCUUCAACGUGGCUUACGAUAGCACUUUAGCCCUCCCCAGUCUGUGAGUGUUUCCCCAAGUCCAACACGGAUCCAUGGGGAGCUUGAGCAAUGAGCACGAUUCCCAGCAAAGCUCCCCUGAGAGAGGCAGGGAAUCCCCGAGCCAGGCCGGGCUGAGGGAUGGAGGAGGAUGCGGGCCCACCAUGCUUAGAUAUAUCCCAUGAAGGGUCUGACUUUGCAGCCCUGGAACAAACCCCACUGAGGUCAGCAGUACUUGGCUUAAUUCACCCCUGUGCAGAAAGGCCAGCUCAAGGACCAGGAGCAACUCCAAAAACGGGGGCCAAUGGGGGGGGCAUGCUGGCUGCCUGCACAGUGAUGAAUUGCAAGGCUGCAAGAUCAAGCCCUCCCGAUGGUGUUGAAUCCAUCCUGAAGCCCGACGUGGCAUGCCCCACGUCACCGUACCGACCGACCGCAGGGAGUCCGGCCCUCAGCCAGUCAUCUCAGCUCCGCAGUUGAGAAUGGACUUUCCUGCCUGCCUUUCUUUUUCCCAUUUCCCCUCCAACUUGAGUGACUUUUUUUUUUAUUUCCUUGCUGUUCAUGAUCGUUGUGGAAUCAAAAAACUGAAACAACCCACCCUGCAUUUUUUUUUUUUUUUUUUUUGUAACCUGUGUCGUUAAAUGCUUUUGUAAAAAAAAAAAACAAAAAAAACAGCAAAAAAGAGAGAGGGAGAGAGAAAGAGAGAGACACUGAUGCUGUAACUGGACUGACUUUGCUUUGAGGAAUUCCUUUUCUUUUUCAGUUUGUUUUUUGGGUUUUGUUUCCCAUCCUUUGUAAGCAUUUUGGUUGGUUCGGGGUGGGGGGCAUCCUCACGGUUCAGAUUUGUGGGGGGGUGUUGCUUCACUCUCCUUUUACUUGUAUAAAAAAAAUGAAUAGUGGCUCAGCUGUGGAAAGAAAUGUACUUUUUUAUAAAUAAAGGAUUUUAAAAAAAGA